AUGCGGUUGAUUUUGUUGAUGCUCUGUUUCCUUGUCCAAUCAAAGUGUGAAAGCGAUGGAUCCGUAAGUAAUCAUUUUUUUAUUUUGGCAAAAGUUCCUUAUUUUUGCCACAACAAAGGUACUCCGCGAACUGCGCCCAAGCUUGGGCACUAAAGUUAGGAAAAAACGCUUCGACCUAGCUGGCACUGAAUUACUAUAAUAGCUCUAUAGUUUUAAGGGUACCUACGAAGGCUGUGACGACUCAUUUAGUUCCAUACGGAGUCAGUAAGUUUAGUUCCGGACAUGUUUCAUCGUAUAAAGUGUAAAAUCACAGGCUGCAGCCGUUUUUGAAGGAUAAGGUGGCACGUAAAAAAGAAGGUACCUCACUGACUAAAUCCACUGUCCGGGCAUUGACAACGAUAAACUGAGCGUGCACGCUAAAUUUGGGCUAAUUCCGACCAGUUUCCAAGUUAUAAGUUGUGGCCAAAAUAAGGAACUUUUACCUUUAUUUUUUUUUGGCGGAUAGAAUUUUUUGUUGAAAAAAAGAUCGUCGAGGUGCGAGGCUAAGAUUUCGACCAGACUGGGACUACUUACCAUCUGAAAUUGAUCUCUCUUUCAGCUCAGAGAAAAUCGAAUUGCCCGCCACAUAAACGUCGGAAUGAUCCAAAUCGGCCCCAAAAAUGGGAGCAUUCCCUGCGAAAACACCGACGAAUGUGUUCCACGAUGUCCCAUUCGCUAUGCCCAUGCGCACUGUACGAAUCGGGUGUGCCGUUGCAAGGCCAAGUUCGCGGACAUUACGGAGUUCGAAAAGUUUUAUCGUCUGGUGUUUGAGAAGAAGUAUUCGCACGUGUAUAAAGAGUAG
Messenger RNA from Bursaphelenchus xylophilus (pine wood nematode), 841 nucleotides. NCBI's taxonomy places the organism in Eukaryota, Metazoa, Nematoda, Chromadorea, Rhabditida, Aphelenchoididae. The record is from the annotation of a GenBank genome assembly.